Haliotis rufescens (red abalone) is the source of this 7762-nucleotide messenger RNA. RefSeq lists its product as uncharacterized. The transcript has 3 exons. Lineage: Eukaryota; Metazoa; Mollusca; Gastropoda; Lepetellida; Haliotidae. Bases 209 to 5557 code for a protein of 1782 amino acids. The record is from RefSeq and is a predicted model, not a curated record. Gene Ontology annotation, molecular function: SMAD binding.
GACUAGCUGGCUACAUUCCACCUGCAGUUGGCGAACGAACAAGGCUGCGGACAAAGUCUCUCGUCGAAAAUGCGUCUUUUGUUUGAAAUCUGGAUGUUUGUGGGCCCAUUUUGAUUCCUGUGGAUAUAUUAAUAUUAUUUUACAUUCUUAGAAGUUUUCGCCUCACAACUAAUCUCCAUGUUGGGUAAGGACUGGACAAGGCAAGUGGAUGAUGGAUUUCAACCCUCUGGACCUUCUGGCAGCAGCUGCCGCCCUGCAGAGAGACGACCCCAAGUCAUCCAACCAAUCAGGAGGCCAGACUCAGAGUGAGGCUAACUGUGAUGAUACAAAUACAGAAGAGUCUACAGAGGAAGAGGAUCCAAACAAGAGUAACAAAAUGGGCUCAGCUAGAAAAUUACGUAGUGAGAUUAAGCGACAGAACUCUUGCAACCUACCCACAAGUGAGGUAGGCAAGUUGUUCAGUGAAAAGUCAAGUGGUGUUGACUAUGUGGUGGAUGAGGAUUCUCCUGGAAGGACGAUAAGGAGACAUUCAUGGAGUGCGGAGGGAGAGGUAGUAGGUGACAGUGACAGUGCUAUAAUUACAGACUUGUCUGUUGAACAUAAGGACAGUAAAACUGACUCCUCACAGAAGGUGGUGGAGGAGUCUGAUGACACAUCAUGUGAAAGAGACAGUUUAGACAAUGGUGAAAGUGGUUGUGGGGAGUCUUCUGAAGUGUCAGAAGGUCCAUCACAAACACCACCACCACCACCAUCUGACCCAGCUGGUGCUCAGAGUGCAGAUGAUGAUGACUCAUCUGACUCUGCAUCUGUUAAAGAGACAUCUGAAGAUUCUCCUCUAGAAUCAUACGCUUGUGAUGUGAGUGUGACAGAGCCCGCUCAGUUAGAACAAGUCGAUGAAAGUGUGCUUAAGCAUGACAAUGUCAGUGAUUUUGACUUGACUGAACCAACAGCAGCUUGCUGUCCUGUUUGUCACAAGCCAAGGACUGAUUAUGCUGUUGGGGUGUCUGAUCCUAGUGAGCUUUGUGCAAUCUGUGAGAAACAGACAGUGUCAGAGAACGAUGAGGCAGCUAGUCCAUCAGGAUCUGUUGAGGAACCAGUCUCGGGAUCAGCUGCAGGACCAAGUAUAAGUGUUAUUGAUAAUGAGCAGUCUGAGUCCGGCUUUGUUGCCAUUGUUAGUGAUAGGACUUGUUCGGAUGCUACUGAUAAUGAGGAAAAGUCAAGUUUAUUAGAAACAUAUUUGACAACUGGUCAUACAGAAAAGGUUCAAGAAGAUAGUUUUUCCAUGGAAAUGCAUGCUAGCAAGAGCUCUGAGGAGUGUAUAAUGGACACAACUGAUUGUGAUGUGAGAAUGGAGAGCAGUGAUGCCUCAGGGCCUGCUUCUAGUGUUGAGUCGGACCACUCAUAUGCCUCUCAACCAGGAAAGGUGACUGAAAGACAAAGCACAGACUAUUAUGACACAGAAACAGGGGCAGAAUCCGAUUCUUGUGGAGAAAAUAGCUCGACUGAAGAAGUAGAACAUCGUGCAAGGAGCAUGUCAAUAGAAAGUGUGUGUCUAAGAUUCGGUUUUGAGGAUAAACAUAUGACAUUGCCUGUGAAAGAACAUGAAGAUAGUGAUCAUAUGUCUGGAGAACCAUCCCUUCUAUCUCCUACAUCAUCUGUAGACUCUUCUAUGACAGACUUUCCUUCCUUUAAACUGACGCCUUUGCCCCUAACAGAGAAGGACCCAGAUUCUACUGUGCAGCAGCAAACACUUCAGGGUUUUAGUUCUAGUGAUGGUUGUGAUAGCAGACUUAGUUCACCUAUUGGCAGCGUAGAUAGUCUUCAUGGACAGAUUCCUCCAAAAGUUGGCAAGUUCAGAAUAGGAACAUUUGCAUCAUUCAGUAGCUCCAAUAUUAAAAGUGACAAUUCAAGCCCUGCAACUGGGAGUAAAAAUUUCCGAUUAAAUGUGUCAAAGGAUCAUUCCACACUUUCCUCUCCGUACUUUGACAAAGGACUAAUUAGCUCACCUCCAAUGAGUGUUCCUCCAUCUCCUGGACUACCCUCCUUCCUGCAGUCUCCUUGUGGAGACUGGGAAAGGUCGGACGCAGGGUCUGAGGUGCAAGAUGAAUUGGGACCACCUCACUGCAGUGACAGUACUAUAAGCAAUGGGGGUUUACAAAAUAGCACAGAGCCUGGGCUUGCUGACACAAGUUCGGUUCAUCAUGACCAUGACUACUGUCUUCGAGAAGGACAUUUACCCCGAGAUUAUGGAAUUGAUACAACUCAUGGUAAACAGGAGAGAAGAAAGUAUUCUUCAUGGUCUAAAACAAAGUCUGGAAUUGCUAGGCAUGUGAAAGAGCCGAAGUUAAAAACAAAGGCAAAAGUGAAAAAGAUAAAGGUGGAGUUGCUGGACAGUCCAACAGGACCUGCUCCAUCAACAGAGGAUGUGACUGACUUCAAGCAACCAUUUGAGGUGGACUUUGUUCAGGACAGAGCACAUUCAGUUAUUGGGAGGACAAGUCGAAGGAGGCUGGAGAAACUUCAAGAACAGCUGGAACUUGAUAAUGGCUCCAAAUUGAAAAUAACGGGUAAAUUUAAAGAUGACUAUGUCUAUUAUUUGAACAAGAGCUCAAGAAGCAGAAGGAGAGCCAGCACAGACUUGCCACCACCCCCUCCCACAGAUAAGAUCAUAAUUCCAGCUCCCAAACCUGGAGACAUAAUUGUUCCACAUCUAACUGAUGCAGACAUUGAAGCAAUCAAACGCAGAGGGAAAGCUGGUUUAUCCAUCAGUGAGAAAUACUAUGGUGCAGGACUGUCCUCAACUCUCCACAGUGGAGGCAGUACUCCAAGUACUGCUUCCCAGACACAGUCAUCUCAGUCUUCACCACAAGCACCUACCAUGGAGAACAUCGUUGAUAUGGAUAGUAGGAUCAUCAGUACGAUUCUCAGCAUGGAGAAUGAUAGUCUUGGAUCUCCAGGGUCUGCUCAUGAUUCCUCAUUAUCUGACACUGUGGACCUGUACAGCCCUUCUGAGGACUCUGUUGGUAUCAGUUUCAUGGGUGAAAACAUGACCUUGACGCCAGACCAGGUGAACAUUCUACUGGAUGCUGUGAAGGAUGUUGAGACAACACCGGAGGAAAUCAUUGAUUCUGCUGCUGGGAAGUAUAAUCUGGACAACAACCAGAACUAUGACAGGUCAGUGGAUAACAUAGACCUGUCUGACCAGCAGUCUGUAGAUGGUGUAAGUACAUCAGAUGAAACUGAGAGAAGGCAGAGUGUUUCUAGUGCUGCUUCUGAGUUUGACACAGAAAGUAAGGAUCGGUUUGAGAUUAAAAAUGAGCCUGCAACAGCACCUGCAAGCACAACAGAUCCAGCUGCAGCAGUUGCAACUACAACUACAACAGUUGCAUCACCUGCACCACCAGCAGAUACAUCUGAGACUACUGCGGCACCAUCUCAAGUUGUGGUGCCUCCCACAGUCAAUCCAAGUGAAAGUCCUGUUAGAGCUUUGCUUGAAGCAGAUUUGGGAACAAUUGGGGAUAUUGAGAAGCCAUUUGACCUACUGGGACAUGACUUCAGACUUGAUAAGUCUGACUUGUUUCCAGAUGCUGCUGUCAUGGACAGCUCUGCACCAUCUAUGACAACUUCUACUACCACUGCUACCUCUGCAGCAUCAGACUAUAACACUCCUUGGAUUGUGACGGUCACAAUGUUCUGGAAUGACCUUCCGGCUAUCAUGAUUGAAAACCAACCAUUUGUCAGACUUGUUGACAUCCAUAAACAAAUCUUGCCAGCUAAAGAUACAGGCAUCCUGAAGAAACGAUGUCAGCUGCUGGGAAUUGAUGUUCUUAAUUGUUCAGAAAUGCAGAGGUACUUUUUGGUUCAGUAUGGUCGAGCGUACAAUUCUAAGAGCACAUUGAUUGUUUCAAAAGAUUAUGCCAAGAAUCUGAUUGGAUACUAUGUAAACCCUCAGCCAAGGAUGUCGAAAUUGGAUGAAGUGGUCCGUCGUGAUGACCCUGAAUUGUCCUCUGAUGGUUCUUUAGCUUCACUCUACUCUGGAGAGAGUCAACCAGUCAAGGUUACUGCUGGUGUACUGAGGAAGAAGAUCAAGCCUAAGGCUCAGCCAAGAACUGCUGCUGUGGAGAAGAUGGAUUUAGUUCCAAUAACAAUACCAAUACCAGCGGUGACUCCAAGCCAAGAUGUGCCCUUGCCUGUGACAGAAAUAGCCAAAGAGAUUCCUCCGCCACUAGAGUCAAAGCGUCUGAGGCAUAAGAAGAUCAAUUUCUUGGAACUACUCAAGGGUGAAACCAACACCGAGAGUUGUGUUGUGGCAGAACCUGUGGAGGAGAAGACGAGUGAAAAAGAGGAAGAAGUUGUCUGUGAAAAUGGCAAGAAAACGGCUGUACCACCAGCAAGUCCAAAUGGGAAAAAGAAGACUAAGUUGUCAGAUGCUGAGAAACUCAAACUUGCGAAAGAAGAAUUGAAAAAGAGAAAGGUUGAGCUCUUGGAAGAGGCUGUUCAAGAGAAAAAGUCAGCCAGAGUUGUUGAACAGGACUCAGAGGAAGAAAACCAUUCCUCACCUUCAAAUAGACGCAGGUUUAGUGGUUCAAGAUCUAGAGGGGCCAAUCCUCCACUGAACGGUAACAGAAGAUCAAGGCUGAAAAAGAUGGGGCCCUUGAAGGUGAAGAUCAAAGGUUUAAUUCAUUUCAAAAAGGGCAAUAAGAAAAAUGUGAGUGAUACUGAUAAGAAGAUCAUUGAGAUUCGUCACAAGGACCCCAAACCAACAAACUCGCAUCCAUCUGUGACCCAAGAUGGUGACAUUCAUUUGGAUCUGUACCAGAAAAAGAGCAGCUUGUGUAUCAAGUGCUGCAGCUGCAAGAAGUUCUUCUCUUUGAGGAACUUCCUUACCCACCAGCACUAUCCUGAUGACACUGAAAUCCUUACAACUGUGGCCCAGCCUCAGGUUCUGGAGCCAAGGUCCAUUAAGCUCUCGGACAGGAAGAAGGGUCUUUGGCAGGAGUUCAACAAGCGCAGGAAACAACUGGAAGGCCCCAAGCCUGUAAAUGAGAGCAAACCUAUAGUGCUGUCGAAACCUUUAAAUAUUGUGAAUAAAUCUGUGAUCACUACCUCUCACUCGGUCCCCUCUCAUGCUCCCAAACCUGCUACUGUUCACAAGCCUCCUUCUCUGGCUGAUGCAGUUCCUCCAGGCUAUAAACCUGCCUCAGAGCUUGAGGCACAGUUGAGGAAAAAGAUUGAAGUACCACAGUUCAAACAGCCAGUGACUGUAACUGGGCCUCCACGAAGGGCACCAGGCUCAAGUGGAGUUCGUGUGAGCUCGAGAAAAAGGAAAGAAAGACAAUUGUUUCCCAUAGAGAACUACUCAUUUGCCAAGAAAGUAGCUCGUUUAGACUUGCCUAUGAAUGGAGAAGAGGCAAUGGAUGUAAGUCCAGUUGUUCCUGCACCUACAGAGGUUAAGGCUGCAGCAGCGGCAGCAGAAGCUUGCAACAGUGUCCUUACUCUCAGUAACGGGCCUGAGCUCACAAACUACACUGCUUUGCAGGAUGGACCUGAAAUUUGAAGCAGGAUUUGCUGUGUCGAUGUGAUUUUCAUGUGGAUAAGCCAUGAAUAAUAUUGCAUUUCAGCCUUGUGGCUUUUGUAGUCUCAACAAAAAAAAACGAUCUAAAAUGGCAAAAAUGACCCAAAAAAAUCUGAUGUGGAAAUAUGUGUUAUCAACUGUACAGUUUUUGUGGAAGUGUAUACACACAUUGUAUCUUCUUCUAAGGAAGCUGUGGUUCUACAUAUGUUGCAUCAGGGGGAAUAACGUAGUGCACAGGACCUGUCAUGAUGUUGCUCUAGUUGUAGUGUGACUAUCCCUGCACCAUCAGUAGGUUUUCAUUGCUUUUGCUUAUAGUGAUUGCUAUCAUCCUUUCCAUGAAUAUUUCUUACAUUUAUCAUUCUGCCAUAGAAUUUAAAUUAUUGCCAAGAAUAUCUAUCAAUUUAUAUCCUAGCAACAAGUUACACUGUCAUUAUUCAAUCAGGGUUUGAAAAUAUUACCCUAGUACACUAAUAAGAGAUUUACACUUAUAUGUUGUAACACUUUCGUUGAACUUGUUAAGGUCUGUUGAAAUUAGAAAUUUUCAUUUUCACUGGUUCUUGUGGUUUGUUGUCAAAUAGAUGGAAGCUCUGGUGGUGAAAAUUAUUACAGAAAUAACAUCAGUACAAUAAGGUGAUGAAAGAUUUUGGUAGCAGCACCAAUUGGCUAAAUGUUCACAUAUACAUUGUAAGUGCUAUUAUGUUUUUUGACUGUCUUUGUUUAAGUUGUGUGUUUUGUCUGUAGACAUGUUUUGGUGCAUUGUGUAUUUGUUACUUAUUUCUUGUUAUUUAUCUUUCUACCCUGCAUUGAAGUUUCCAGUUUACUCACAAGUUAACAACUUCAAGUGAUGAGAUACUUCAUAUUAGAAAGACACUUUUUGGCACUUGAAUAUCCAAAUUGCUGACAAAAUUAGGUUUUGACCAUUUUUUAAAUCGUUUUUGUGCGUAGAGUUUAUGUAAACAUUAAAUGUUCUACUAAUUGAGUGAUAUCAUAAUGAUCCAGCAAGAAUGGUCAUGUUCAGAAAUCCCAUUGCUUCUUUACUUUAUCACAAAGUUAAGGCCUCUUAUGCAGGGGGCUUUGUUGGAGUUUGAUCCAACUCCUGUAUUUACACAUUUUCGCUUGAUAGAUUUUUAAUGUUUGAUUCACUGGUAUUUUAAAAUUUGUUUUUCUUUUAUUGUUGUCAAUCAUAGUUGUAAUUUGGUUUGCGCACUUUCUACAUAGGCUCUCACUUUAGAAUGUUAAGAUGGAUCAUCACUUAGAUUGUAAGGAGGUUAAGCUAUUGUGUGUUGCAUGUACAUCAUUUGCUGUGUUAUAUUCACUGCUCAUUCAAGAGAGAAGCCAGGCAAAAACCAGUAUCUGCUAAUGCAUAUUGCAUUUGAUUUGAAGUUGGUUGAACGCCUGUCUGAAGUAAUAGGUGAAGAUCCUGUUUUGCCCAGAGAUGAAUUGUUAAUGGCUUGCAAAUUAAUACAUGUAUACAUUUACAAAUGAAACUUUGUUAUGUGUGGUACAAGAUUUCUCCUGGAACAGCUUCUAGUAACAAUUGGAUUUUCUUUCAUGAAGUCCUGUUGUUAAUCGAGGUCUUUCAAAUUGUCUUUUUAUUUGACCUCCAUAUGAGAAUGCAAUUCUGUCCUUGAGUACCUAGUCUGUAAGAUGGCCACAUUUUAGGACAUUGUUAGAUUUUGUUUUCAAACAGUUAAAAGCGAUUGGAUUGUCUUGUAUGAAGCUCUUUAGGAAAUUGCUAAGUUUCAGUUUUGUUGAAAAUCUCCAUUUGAGAAUGAAAAUCUGUCUUUAGAAGCUUAUUUAAUUUAACCACUAUGUAGGACAUCUUCUGGAACCAGGGUUCUGUUAUCUUAACCAGCCUCUAGACUGAGCCCUGCAUAUGACAUGUUGUUAUUGUACUUAUUGUUGGUGCCAUCUUGCCCCUGUCGGGUUGGCAGUGGGUGUGUGUAUAUAUUGAAUUGUACACUGGUGUAUUAUAGUAGUGUAUAUAUCUUGUACAGACAGCCCUUGUAUAUAGCCCCUCCUACCAUGUAUCGACUACUCCAUGUGUAGUCAAUGUUGUCCCGACAUCCCAGCAGAUGUAGGCUAACAAGAUGGACAGAUGGCUGGUGACUGCAGCCAUGUGUGCGGAAACAUGAGUACAUCUUCAGCAGAUUUGGAUGUAAAAAUGUUAAUAAAGUGUAAAAUAAA